AAAGCCACAGAAAGCCCCCAAAAGCCCCUAAACACCUGGAAAAGCUCAAGAAAGACCCCAAAAAGCCCUUCAAAGUUCUCCAAAGUCCAAAAAGGCCCCCCAAAGCCCCUCAAAGUCCCAAGAAGUCCAAGAAAGCCCCAAAAAGCUCAAAAAAACCCCAAACAUCCCCCAAGGCCCAAGAAAUCUGAAGAAGCCCCCUCCAAAGCCUCUAAAUACCCCAAAAUGCCCAAAAGUUCCCCAUAG
Struthio camelus australis is the source of this 243-nucleotide messenger RNA. The record is from RefSeq and is a predicted model, not a curated record. Lineage: Eukaryota; Metazoa; Chordata; Aves; Struthioniformes; Struthionidae.